AUGGUCUCCGAAGGGGAAAACUUCACCCAGGUCACUGAGUUCCUCCUGAUGGGUCUGUCCAGCGACCUCAGGGAGCAGCAGGUGCUCUUUCUCCUCUUCCUGAGCAUGUACCUGGUCACGGUGCUGGGGAACCUGCUCAUCGUCCUGGCCAUCGUCACCGACGCCCGGCUCCACACCCCCAUGUACUUCUUCCUGGCCAACCUGGCCUUCGUGGACAUCUGCUUCACCACCACCACCAUCCCCAAGAUGCUGGUGAACCACGUCACGGGACACAAGGAAAUCCUUUAUGCCAGUUGCCUGACCCAGACAUUCUUCUUUGUCUGGUUUGCUGGAAUUGACUGUUACCUGUUGCUGGCUAUGGCCUACGACCGCUACGAGGCCAUCUGCCACCCCCUACAUUAUGCCACGUCUGUAACUCCACAGCUCUGCAGCCUCCUGGUGGGGGCAUCCUGGACCCCCUCCUUCGUGAAUGCCCUGACACAUGUUAUAUUCUUGAGCCGCCUCUCCUUCUGCACCCACAACCAGGUCCCCAAUUUCUUCUGCGAACUCAGCACUCUGCUGAAUCUCGCCUGCUCAGACACCUUUGCCAACAAUAUGACCAUGAACACCGUGAGUGCCUUCACUGCUAUCUUCCCCUUCAUGGGCAUCCUGGUCUCCUACAUACUCAUCUUUGUGGCCGUGCUGAGGAUCCCGUCACGGACAGGCAAGCAGAAGGCCUUCUCCACCUGCGGCUCCCACCUCUCCGUGGUCACCCUCUUCUAUGGGACAAUCAUCGGGGUGUAUUUCAGCCCCAUGUCCUCCCAUACUGUGCAGAAGGACACUGUGGCUGCCUUGAUGUACACGGUGGUGACCCCCAUGAUGAACCCUUUCAUCUACAGCCUCCGGAAUAAGGAUAUGAAGGGUGCUUUGAGGGCCCUGAUAAGUAGAAAACCUCAUUUUAUUCCAUGA
Molecule: messenger RNA, 948 nt
Organism: Suncus etruscus (white-toothed pygmy shrew)
Lineage: Eukaryota; Metazoa; Chordata; Mammalia; Eulipotyphla; Soricidae
Product: olfactory receptor 1361-like
Exons: 1
Coding region: 1-948 (315 amino acids)
Biological process (GO): G protein-coupled receptor signaling pathway
Cellular component (GO): membrane
Molecular function (GO): olfactory receptor activity; G protein-coupled receptor activity
Source: RefSeq, a predicted model, not a curated record